ACACUGUUGCUGUUUAAGAUCAAGAUGGCUUCGCUUUAGAUGUUGUAGGUUAUGUUGAGUCAAUAAAAGUUAUCGGUUGUUUUUUAUUGUAGAGUUAUAUUUAGAAAUGUCCUCAGAGCAAUUAUGUUAUUAUCCAUUGAAUUGCAAUGCUUAUCAAUAAUCAAAUGUUUUUAUCUUUGAUAAGAUAAAAACUAUCUUAAAGGAAAGUGAAUAUUGGCUCCCAAAAAUGCCGUGCUGGUAUUAUGAAAAGAAGGAACUGCGAAAUACUCCAUCAGCCCAAGAUGGAAUUGAUUACGAUACAGAAUGUCGUUACAGAAAAGAAGGAGCAAGAUUUAUUAUUGACACUGGUACUAAAAUGGAUCUUGGUUAUAAUACUAUGGCCACCGGAGUUGUCUACUUUCAUCGUUUCUACAUGUAUCACUCAUUCCGGACUUUUCCUCGAUAUGUGACAGCCUGCUGCUGCCUGUUCCUAGCUGGGAAAGUUGAGGAAACACCCAAAAAAUGUAGAGAUAUUAUAAAAACAGCAAGUGACCUUCUAACUGAUCAGAAAUUUGCAACUUUCGGUGACGAUCCAAAGGAAGAAGUGAUGACUUUGGAACGUAUUCUGUUGCAGACCAUCAAGUUUGAUCUUCAAGUAGAUCACCCUUACGGAUUUCUAUUGAAGUAUGCUAAAUGCUUGAAAGGUGACAAAACAAAACUUCAUAAAAUGGUACAAAUGGCCUGGACUUUCGUUAAUGACAGUUUAUGUACGACGUUGUGCCUGCAAUGGGAGCCGGAAAUCAUAGCAGUGGCGUUGAUGUACUUGGCUGGCAAGUUGAGUAAAUUCGAAGUGGUGGAUUGGGUUGGCCGCACCUCCAAACACCUCAGAUGGUGGGACAUGUUCAUUGAGGAUGUCACAAUGGAUCUCCUCGAGGAUAUUUGUCAUCAGGUUUUGGACCUGUAUUCACAGCCUCAAACCAAUUCAGCUCCCGAUUCACCUCCAAUGACUAGAGCUCCGCCCAAAAAAGAUCUUCCUCUGCCUCCUGGACCACUGCCCACCACACCUGUUGGAAUGCCACUAGCUCCAGGUGCACUGCUAUCGCAGACAACAGUGAAAGCGUCGUCCAAAGUGGUGGACGCAAAGGCGAUGAUGACAAACGGCAGUGAUAAGGCGGCAGUGCUACAGGGUUUGGACGACAAGAGCACACCUCCAGCGGUGCCAGGGGCCAUACCCACCACCUACCAGUACUCGAGUGCUCCAGUGGCACCCCCCUACUCCGUGCCCCCCACCUACCAGCCUCACGGCUACCCGGCUCCCCCUUACGCCGCCGCUCCUCCCCCCGCCUACAACCACACCCAGUACUACCCCCCUCCACCUCCCGCGCCACCCACUGGCGGGGCAGUGAGAGCGCCCUACUAUCCGCCACACAACUGACCACACCGCUGCGUCUAUUUUUCUGGUAUUUUGAUAUUGUCGAUAUUGUUCAUUAAGCUAAAUUUGAAUAAAUUGAUUAUUAUAUAAAUCAUAAUUAGUAAACAAUAGAUUAAUAAACGAUGCCGAAUUAGCCUAUGAAAAUCAGACCAUCAACCGUCUCGUUUGACCUGGCUGUUUCAAGUCUGGAUUUAGUGCUUUUCAAGUUACAACGGUAUUGGACCAAACUAAUGCUGGUUGCAUAGUAAGUUGGUUCGCCAUCAUGUUAUAUUAGAUGUACUUUGUCAACUUCUAAAAGCAAAGUAGCCUAAUGAAGUUUAUACUAUGCUAUUAACACAAUCUUAAUAGCUCUGGUCAUAUGAAGCCAGUUGGAAGGAAAGUUGGUAAGUUGGUUGGCUCAAGCUACUUGUCCUUUCUGGACAUUUUAAUUUGCUAUAUUCAUGCAAUAUUUUCCUGUGAAAAUUGACUAUUAUGUGCUAAAAAGAACAAUUCAGCUUGGCUCAAUUCGCCUCUUAUUUUCAUAUUAUACAAACAAGAACCAUCUUCAUGCCUACCAAAUGAUUUCAAAAGACGUCUUGAAGCUAAUUUAGCAUUAUUUAAGUUUAGCUCGCUUAGUUCAAUUCUCUUUACUUGUGAAUUGACCAAAAUAUUAUAUAUGCUGAAGUGAUUUGGUA
Messenger RNA from Nilaparvata lugens (brown planthopper), 2085 nucleotides. RefSeq names its product cyclin-K. The record is from RefSeq and is a predicted model, not a curated record. Gene Ontology annotation, biological process: regulation of transcription by RNA polymerase II; positive regulation of DNA-templated transcription, elongation. Lineage: Eukaryota; Metazoa; Arthropoda; Insecta; Hemiptera; Delphacidae. Gene Ontology annotation, molecular function: cyclin-dependent protein serine/threonine kinase activator activity. The coding region runs from base 227 to 1414 and encodes 395 amino acids. Gene Ontology annotation, cellular component: cyclin/CDK positive transcription elongation factor complex; nucleus. The transcript is spliced from 7 exons.